CUGAAAAAGAUGGAGGACGAGACUUUAGCUAAUUAUCUCCCCAAUUUAACGUAAAUCACCAAGAGAUAUUUAGUGAGUAAUAAGUCAGAUAGGUAGUUAGUUGGUGAAUUGCUACACGUCUUUAAGGACAAUGUAUAAGCAUCACCAGCGGAGAGGAAGAGGAGGAGGAGGAGGAGGAAGGAGAGGUUGUGUCAGGUGGAAACGGGGACCUCUAUGGAUAUCAUCAUCUCCCUCCACCGGCUCGCAUCCUCAGCACCGACAGCAUCUCCCGGCCGGCGGUCACCGCUGCAGGCUCCCAGCGCCUUUUUCGUGCGUCAAGGCGUUGUAUUUCCACGGUAGAGACUCGCCGGGCUGCUUCUGUAAUUACCCUGACAAACCGCUUCUUCCUGUUAAAAGGACUUACCGAGGGAAGACCCUGCUGGAAUAAAAGCGGAGCGUCAGUCUCCUCCAUUGAUAAACCGCUCUUCUCAUCGAUUUAGCCCAACGACGUCUUGGUAUAAGAGGAGGACAAAACCAAUCCAACAAACUGACAGCGAAGCUGAAGGGCGUCGGGCGCGAUGGCUAAUGCCUCCCCAGACCUGGACAACGCGGAAGCCCAGCGCCAGCUCAACAACAACAACCGACCGAUUGGCUCGGGGUUCUGGGAGACGGAGUGUACCAGCUCCAAGCUGUUCGAGUGCUCCCGCAUCAAGGCCUUGGCAGACGAACGUGAUGCGGUGCAGAAGAAGACUUUUACCAAAUGGGUUAACUCCCAUCUGUCCAGAGUGUCCUGUCGCAUAUCUGACCUGUACAACGACCUGAGGGAUGGAUACAUGCUCACCAGACUGCUGGAGGUCCUCAGUGGAGAGCUGCUGCCGAGGCCUACACGGGGUCGUAUGAGGAUCCACUGCCUGGAGAACGUCGACAAAGCCCUCCAGUUUCUUAAAGAACAGAGGGUCCACCUGGAAAAUGUUGGUUCCCAUGAUAUCGUGGAUGGAAACCACCGCCUUACCCUGGGCCUUAUCUGGACCAUCAUCCUACGCUUCCAGAUCCAGGUGAUCAAAAUAGAGACGGAAGACAACCGAGAAACUCGCUCUGCCAAGGAUGCCCUGCUGCUCUGGUGCCAGAUGAAGACCGCAGGGUACUCUGAGGUCAACAUCCAGAAUUUUACCACCUGCUGGAGAGACGGCCUCGCCUUCAAUGCCCUCAUACACAGACACAGACCUGACUUGAUAGAGUUCCACAAGCUGACACGAUCCAAUGCAACUCACAACCUCCAGCAAGCCUUCAACAUCGCUGAGCAGCACCUGGGUCUCACCAAACUCCUUGACCCUGAAGAUGUAAACACAGAAAACCCAGACGAAAAGUCCAUCAUCACUUAUGUGGUCUCUUACUACCACUAUUUCUCGAAGAUGAAGGCACUUAUUGUGGAGGGCAAGAGGGUUGGCAAGGUACUGGACAACUGUAUUGAGGCAGAAAACAUCAUCAACCGCUAUGAGGGUCUGGCGUCUGACCUGUUGGACUGGAUAGAAAAGACAAUCGCGGUCAUCAGCAACCAGAAGUUCGCCAACUCAUUGACGGGCGUUCAGCAGCAGCUGCAGGCCUUCACAACAUACUGCACUAUAGAGAAGCCCAUCAAGUUUCAGGAGAAAGGGAAUCUCGAGGUCCUUCUCUUCACCAUCCAAAGCAAACUCAGAGCCAACAACCAGAAACCCUACGUGCCUCAUGAUGGGAAACUCAUCUCAGACAUCAACAAGGCCUGGGAGAAGCUAGAAAAGGCGGAACAUGAGCGGGGUGUGGCUCUGCGCAAGGAGCUGAUUCGUCAGGAGAAGCUGGAGCUGCUGGCUCAGCGUUUUGACCACAAAACCACCAUGAGACAAGCGUGGCUCAAUGAGAACCAGAGACUUGUAUCGCAGGACAAUUUUGGCUAUGACCUACCAGCAGUCGAAGCAGCAAUGAAGAAACACGAGGCCAUUGAGGCGGACAUUGCGUCAUAUGAAGAGCGAAUCGGUGUGGUGGUGGAGCUUUCCGCAGAGAUGGAGGCAGAAGGAUACUAUGACAUCCGGCGCAUCUUGGCACGGAAGGAGAACAUCUUAGGCCAGUGGAGUCUGCUGAAGGAGCUGGUGGCUGGGAGGAGGACCCGGCUGGAGAAGAAUCUGGCCCUGCAAAAGACUUUUCAGGACAUGGUCUACAUGAUCGACUGGAUGGAGGACACACAGGUCCAGCUCUUGUCAAAGGACUUUGGGAAACAUCUUCUGGAGGUGGAUGACCUGCUGCAGAAACACAGCCUGCAGGAAGCUGACAUUACAGUGCAGGCUGAGAGGGUCGAGACACUCAACACUGCUGCACUCAAAUUCACUACAAUAGAAGGUUACCAACCGUGUGACCCACAGGUGAUCUGUAACCGUGUCAACCAUGUCUCUUCCUGUCUGGAGGAGCUGAAACAACUGGCAGCUAAAAGACGCUCUGAGCUUGAGGAGUCGAGACAACUGUGGGCUUUCUUUCAGGAGCUGGAGGAGUCGGAGGGCUGGAUCAGAGAGAAGAGCUCCAUCUUGGGAGCUCAGGGUUAUGGGAAGGACCUGAGCAGUGUGCUUAAGUUACUACAAAAACACAAGACUCUGGCUGGAGAACUGCUGGCUCACCGGUCACUGCUGCAGAACACCAUGAAGAGAGGAAAGCAGAUCCUGAGUGAGAAGAGCUUUGGCACGGCAGGUAUCCAGGAGCACAUCAUGGAGGUGAAGGGGGAGUGGAAGAGGCUGGAGGACCAGGCCGCGCAGCGUCUCGGCCACCUGCAGGAGGCACUAAACUUUUUUCAGUUCUCCACCGAGACCGACGACUUGGUGGCAUGGCUGCAGGACGCUUACCGCCUGGUAUCCAGCGAAGACUUCGGACAUGAUGAGUACUCCACCCAGUCCCUGCUGAAAAAACACAGAGGGGUCAGCGAGGCCAUCGACAAACAUCGUCUGCAUGUAGUGGCACUGCGCAAACACAUGGUGGCGUUGCCUUUGCAGUACCGUGAACAGGAGGAGGUACAGAUGCGCAUGGGAGAGGUGGAGCAGCUUUAUACCGAGGUGAUUGAGGUGGCUGUGCUCAGACAGCAGUGGCUUCAUGAUGCUCUCGCCGUCUACCGCAUGUUCAGUGAGGUCAAUGCCUGUGAGCUGUGGAUUGAUGAGAAGGAACAGUGGCUGGACAAGAUGGAGAUCCCUGAGAGACUGGAGGACGUGGAGGUGGUGGCUCACAGGUUUGAGAGCCUUGACCAGGAAAUGAACAGCCUGAUGGGAAGGAUUUUGGACGUUAACCAGAUAGUUCAGCAGCUCCUGGAUGGAGGUCAUCCUUCUUCUACAGAAGUCAGAGGCUGUCAGGACCACCUCAACUCCAGGUGGAACAGCAUCGUGGAGCUAGUGGAGCAGAAGAAAGAUCAGCUGGACUCGAUGUUACGCUUGCAGAACUACCUGCUGGAGUGUGCUGAGAUCAAGUCCCAGAUCCAGGACAAGAGAAAAGCCAUCGAUGCCACUCAGUACAUGGGCAGCGACCUGGGAGGAGUCCUGGCUCUGCAGAGACGCCUCUCCACAAUGGAGGGAGCCCUAUCCGUCCUGGAGCCCAAACUACUACAUCUACAGGAAGAGGCGGAGCAUCUGGCCACUGUCCACCAAGGUCGGGCCAUGGAGGUUCUUGUGCCGUUCGAUGGCAUCAGUUUGGAGUGGGAAGAGCUGAAACGCACCCUGCAGGGCUGUGAGGACUCGCUAAUGGUAGCAAGCAGGCUGCAGAGCUUUAUACAGGACCUAGACUCGUUUCUCACCUGGUUGGUCCAGACUCAGACAGCGGCCGCCUCAGACCAGCUGCCCAACGACCUAGAGGAGGCUGAGAAACUCAUCAACAAACAUGCUGCCCUAAAGGAGGAGAUCGGACGGUAUGAAGAGGACUAUGAGCGCCUCCAGGCCAUGAACGAGCUGCUGGAGUCUGAGGAGGCUCCUCUCCCUCAGGCUGCCCUGCAGCAGUGGCUCCAGAAGCUUGAUGUCGGCUGGAACAAGCUGCUGGAGAUGUGGGAGAGCAGGAGAGAGGUUCUGGUCCAGGCUCACAUUUUCCACUUGUUUCUGCGAGAUGUCAAACAGGCCGAGUCCUUCCUCAACAACCAGGAGUCAGCCCUGGCUCACGUGGAGCUGCCCACCACGGUGGAAACAGUCGAAGCCGCCAUCAAGAAGCACAAGGACUUCACCACCACAAUGGAGCUGAACCUGCACAGGAUCAAAGCGGUGAUCGAGGCCGGAGAGAGUCUGAUCAGCCAGAGUAACAUCUACUCUGAACGCAUCAAGGAGCGUAUCGACACCCUCGCCAAAAGGGGAAACCAGAACCGAGAGCUAGCACAUCAGUGGCUUGAAAAACUGAACGACCAGUGGGAACUUCAGCGGUUUCUUCAGGACUGUCACGAGCUGGGGGACUGGGUGUGUGAAAAGAUGCUGAUGGCGCGGGACAGCAGCCGAGACGAGACCCAGAAGCUUCAUAAGAAAUGGCUGAAGCACCAGGCCUUCAUGGCCGAGUUGGCCCAGAAUAAGGAAUGGCUGGAUAAAAUUGAAAAGGAGGGGCAACAGCUGAUCCAGGAGAAGCCGGAGCUCAGCCCAGUGGUCCGGAAGAAGUUGGAGGAGAUCAGGGAGUGCUGGCAGGAUCUGGAGAGCACCACCCAGGCCAAAGCCCGUCAGCUCUUUGAGGCCAACAAGGCAGACCUGCUGGUACAGAGCUACGAAAGUCUGGACCAGAGACUCGGCCAGCUGGAGGGUCAACUGGCCUACGUGGACCAGGGACAGGACCUCACAACUGUCAACAAGCAGCUGAAAAAACUGCAGACCAUGGAGACCCAGAUGGAGGAGUGGUAUAAGGAAGUGGGGCAGCUCCAGGGGCAGGUGGCCACUAUCCCGCAGCAGACGCAGAUCAAGGAGACGGUUGCCGGUCGUCAGGCUGCUGUAGAGGCCAGGAUGGUGCGUCUGAUUGAGCCGCUGAAGGAGAGACGACGCAUCCUGCUGGCGUCCAAAGAAGUUCACCAAGUUGGACGAGACCUAGAGGAUGAGAUUUUGUGGAUCCAGGAGCGCCUCCCGAUGGCCAUGUCUCAAGAGCACGGUUCCACUCUGCAGGCAGUCCAGCAGCUCAUGAAGAAGAACCAGACACUUCAGAGGGAGCUGCAGGGCCACAGGAGCAGGAUCGACGACGUCCUGGAAAGGGCGGGAAUUAUCGCAUCCAUACGCAGUCCUGAGGCCAACUGCAUCAGGGCGGGCCACGACCAGCUGGCCCAGCUGUGGGGUCUGCUCUGGGCUGAGACUGAGAGGAGGCAGCUCAUCCUGGAUGCUAUGUACCAGGCCCAGCAGUACUACUUUGACACGGCCGAGGUGGAGGCCUGGCUGAGCGAGCAGGAGCUGCACAUGAUGAACGAGGAGAAGGGGAAGGACGAGCCGAGCACUCUGCAGCUGCUGAAGAAACACUUGGUCCUGGAACAGACCAUUGAGGACUACGCUGAAACCAUCGGCCUGCUGUCACAGCAGUGUCGACAGCUGCUGGAGAUGGGACAUCCGGACUGCGAGCAGAUCAGCAAGCGUCAGUCGCAGAUCGACCGUCUAUACGUGUCUCUGAAGGACCUGGUGGAGGAGAGGAAGAGCCGUCUGGAGCAGCAGUACUGGCUUUACCAGCUCAACAGGGAGGUGGAUGAGCUGGAGCAGUGGAUCGCUCAGAAGGAGGUGGUCGCCAGCUCGCCUGAACUGGGUCAAGACUACGAGCAUGUCACUGUUCUUCAGGAGAAGUUUACAGAGUUUGCAUCAGAGACGGGAAGUGUGGGGCAGGAGCGGGUGACGGCCGUCAACCAAAUGGUGGAUGAGCUCAUUGACUACGGCCACUCGGAGGCCGCUACCAUUGCUGAAUGGAAAGAUGGGGUGAAUGAGGCCUGGGCCGACCUGUUGGAGCUCAUGGAGACUCGGGCACAGAUGCUUGCUGCUUCACACCAGCUUCACAAGUUCUUCUCUGACUGCAGAGAGGUUUUGGCCCAGAUAGAGGACAAACAUCGAAGGCUGCCGGAAGUUCGGGCUCGGCAGGGCAGCACUGCCAACACCAGCACCCUGCAGAGACUCCUGCACAGCUUUGAACAGGACAUACAGCUGCUGGUCACGCAAGUGCGUCAGCUGCAGGAGAGCGCGGCCCAGCUGAGGACAGUGUACGCUGGUGAGAAGGCCGAAGCAAUCGCGUGCCGCGAGCAUGAAGUGAUGCAGUGCUGGAAAGAGCUGCUGACAUCCUGCGAGGAGUGUCGAUUACAGAUUACCACUGAGACAGACAAGCUAAGGUUCUUCAGCAUGGUCCGAGAUCAGAUCAUAUGGAUGGACUCUAUCAUCUGUCAGAUAGGGACUGGAGAGAAGCCCAGGGACGUGUCGUCAGUGGAGGUGCUGAUGAAUUAUCACCAGAGUCUGAAGAGCGAAGUGGAGGCUCGAAGCCGGAGCACCCUGGAGUGUAUCGAGAUGGGCAAAACGCUGCUGGCUGCAAGAAACCCAGCAGCUGAGGAGAUCAAGGAGAAGCUAGACAAGGUGGUUGCUAAGCAAUAUGAGCUGUCUGAGAAGUGGGACAAGCACUGGGAAUUCCUACAGCAAUUGUUGGAGGUUCACCAGUUUGCCCAGGAGGCGGUGGUGGCGGAGGCGUGGCUGACUGCUCAGGAGCCGUUUAUCAGCAGCAAGGAGCUGGGCGGGAGCGUGGACGAGGUGGAGCAGCUGAUCCGGCGACACGAAGCAUUUCGCAAAGCUGCCGCCACUUGGGAGGAACGAUUCAGCUCACUGCGACGACUCACCACGGUAGAAAAGUUGAGAGCAGAACAAAGUAAACUACCCCCGACCCCUCUGCUGGGUCGUAAAGUCUUCCUGGACCCCCAAGAUGCCUCACCCAGUCAAGCCGUCCUGCCCCGACUCCCGAUCUCCCCCGUAACAAGACAGACCAUUUACGAACAGAACGAAGCCAGCUCUCCUCCCUCGCCCUCACCUGCCACGCCUACACCCUCUCCUUCGUCUGUGGCUCGCCGGCUGGGCUCGACAGUCGCUAACUACACUCCUGUGAUGAAUGGCUCCAGCUACCGACACACCCUGGAGGCGCGUCACGGUGGUGUAGUGGGCGUGGCUGCUGGACUAGGCGUGCCCUCACCUUCCUCGAUUGCCUCAGUUGCCACAGCGGCCAUGUUGGUCUCAGCCAACCAGGCACGAGAGAGCACCAGUGUAAUGAAGGAUCAAGUAGUAAAGACAAUGAGUCAUCUCCAACCAGUACAAGCAGCAAAGACACUGGAGGCUAAAUCAUCCCCGUAUCUAAGGCAACCCAAGAUCAAACACUUGGAUGAUGCAGUGACACCUCUUCUUGUGGCCAGCCGGCUUGAGAAGGCGAGGGAAAGGGGGAGGGAGAGAGAGAUUAUGAUGGGAGAGAUAGGCACAGAGAAAGCGGAGGUGGCAGUGAUGGCUGAGGUGGUGCUUCAGGAGCCGAGGGAGCGCCUGCACAGCGAGCCCACCAGAGGGCCACGGGGGUCCAGGACUGACCCAUUAGGCCACGCAGAGCCGCAGGUCCAGACCCACACUCACCACAGGGACCACAGGAUAGAAAGGCAGCUGUCGAGCGAGCAGUUGAUCCAGGCACGCAGAGACGAGUUGCCACAGGAGGUGUGGAGGGAACACGCCGAGAGGCGGGACAGACGGACGCUGGAGAGGCAAACAUCCAGUGAGCAGGAGGGCCAUGGCAGCCAUGAGGGCCGGCGGAGAGAGAGGGACCGACACCGGCUGGAGAGACAGGAGUCCAGUGAGCAUGACACUGGGAAAGAGCACUCAGACAGACGUUCAGCAGGAGGAGAAAAGAGAUCCACGCUCGCAGAAAUUGUAGAGCAGCUGCAAGAAAGAGAAGCAGCACAGGCCCGUGGUGAGGUGCCCCGCCUGCCUAAUGGGAUACCAGAAAAGUCUUCCCGUCCCGAUCGGCCUCGAGCUCGGGACAGACCCAAACCACGGCGCCGACCACGACCCAAAGAGCCAGGAGAGGCAACGACGCGGCGAUCCAGGUCUGCUCCGGCCCAGAGCAGCCCGGCAGUGCCCCAGCCGCCGACACACACCGCACACCACGAGGGCUUCCUUUUCCGCAAGCUGGACAUCGAGAGCCUGAAGAAGAGCACCAAUAGCAGGUCUUGGGUCAACCUGUACUGCGUGCUGAACAAGGGGGAGAUGGGUUUCUACAAGGACGCCAAGAACACCACCACGCCCUAUAACAAUGAGCCACUGCUCAACCUGUCCCACUGCCACUGCGAUGUCACCAACGGCUACAAGAAGAAGAAGAACGUCUUCACGCUCAAAACGAAGGACGGCAGCGAGUUUUUGUUUCAUGCAAAAGAUGAGGAGGACCUCAAAGCGUGGGUGAACAACAUCACCGCCAGUAUUACGGAGCACGAGGAGAUUGCCAAAUGGGGUCAGCCCCAACCAACUACCUCAUCCACUGACGAGGGCACGCGCCGCGACGGCAGCAAGGCGGACAACCGGUCAGAGCGAGGCGGCUCAGACCGGAUCGAACGAGCAGACAAAGACAAGGAGAAAGAGAGAGAGAAGGAGAAGGAGAGGGAGAGAGGCGAACGGUCGGAGAGGUCAGAUCGAGGCGGGAAGUCAGAUGCGAAGCGCUCUGAAAAGUCGGGUAAGAAAAAGUGAACCAGGUGACGGAUUGGUCAGGAAUGAAACGUAUAAACUCCGGAUAGGAGGCGGGGCCAUAGACUGGUAGUGAACGCCCCCCUCCUUCUCUCCGCCUCCAACACUGUCAACUAAGUGGUUGUGUUCGGAUGGAAAGUGACACACAGGACAGAAGGAUUGAACCAGGCUCGCUCAUAGGACUGACAGGACGGAUUUGGAGCAGGAGACAUCUUUCUCUUUCUCUCUCUCGCUCUCUCUCUUCUUCUGUGUCUCUGUGAGAACACACAGAGUCACUGACGCUCCGCCUGCGUCCCUGGUGGCUGUUUCAGAGAACUGCAGAGAGUUUUGUGCUGCUGAACGCCGGGCAGCGUUAACAUGAGAGAGAGACAGGACAUGUUAACUCAAAGGCUGUUACUGAUUGCUGGUAGUGCGAUAAAAACGUAGCUCAUUCUGUUCCAUGUUUGUUUUUUUCUAUGAGAUGAGCUGUAUCUGUAUGUAUUUCUCGUCUGUCUGUCCUAUCUACUGUAUCUAUCUGUCUGUCUGUAAGUCAAAGACAUCCUACACUAAUGUCUUAUUACUCCGCGGAAAUCGAAAGAGAAUGAAAUUAUGCCAAAAUGUUUUACAGACACACAAACUUAGAAAAAACCUUUUUGUUAACUGUUUCCUCCACUUUUGUCCGAUCUGUCUCGAGGUCUGGCCGUGAAAAAAUGUGGAAUUUAAAACUGGUUUUACUUUGUUAUCUAACACAUUCAUCCAAACUCACCAUGGAUGACUCAACACUGAUGAACAGCUUCAGUAUUGUGCUGAUUCUAGGAAGGUGCGAACAUGAUGAUUUAAGACGAAAGAAGAGUAGAUGGCCGACCAGGGAGACAAACUUUAAAAUAAUCAGGUGUACAAAUCCAAGUCGAAAUUAUUGUUUUGAAAUUAAUAGAAGCUUGACAUUUUGACAUUAACUCUGAAAUUGUGUGGACAUUUUCUUACAUUAUAGGUUGAAAUCUGUCAACGAAUAGCAAGCGGAGCAGCUUCUUUUUGUUUAUAAGGAGUUGAUUUAGGAUUUACUUUAAGACAGACGGAUCAGAGGAUUCGGCGUAAAGACUACAGGAGAGUAUGGUCACUGCAGCCACUUGGACAAAUGUAUAUUAUAAAAUCAUAUGUACAGUUCUUGGUUCAGUGAUCAGGGCACGAUUUUAAUAGAUCUGAUGCUAGACUCUGGUUCCCAGGGGCCUCAUUCGUCAAAAUGUUGUUUGAUUUAAUUAAGAUAAAUGUUCAAAAUCAGAAGAAAAUAUAGCAUUAUUUUUGGGUAACUGUACAGGCUAAGAUUUAGGUUUUGAUAUCUCAAAGGAAAUUUGUGAAAUUCAUUGUCAACUUUCAGAUUUUACCAUCGAGAUCAGUUGUACAUAAAUCCAUAAGUUACAUGUUUUGGCUUUGGUCACAAGCACAAAAUCACGCGCCCGGCACGCUGCUGAUGAAUGAGGCCCCUCAGGCUGAAAACAGGCCGCGUCUACUCUUUUAUUCUCUUACAACAUCAAACCGCUCGUCAGAUAUUCUCUUUGAGUUAUUUACACAAAUAUGUUGCAUCUUUUUUUAUAUAUACAGAAUUCAAAAUAUUUAGUUUUUGUGUGUAUGUGUGUGUGUUUGUGUGUGUGUGUGUGUGUGUGUGUGUGUGCUGCUGCUCUCCGCUCCCAGGGUCUCCAUAGCUCUCAGGUUAUUUAUGUUAGUGUGUGCUCACCGUGUGCUUCACAUGUCAACGUGUUUGUCCCCUCAGACGCCACCUCAGUCUUCCAGACGUGUCCGAUCACACACACACACGCACACACACACACACACACGCACACACACACAUAUAUACAUGCACAUACACAGAGGAAUAUAAGUCAGCAAUGUCAAAGGUCAUCAAACUGUCCAGAUCAACAUCCCAUCGGUGUUAAAUUAAAAGGGAAAGAAUGAAUGAAUUUACAGUGAAUGGACUGACACACUGUUGAGAGGCAGAAUAUCAGACUGACCAAAUAUUUAGUAAAAAAAAAAAAAAAAAGAAGAAGAAGAAGAAGAAGAAGGGGGUUUAAACUGUCUGUGAGUUGUCAGAUUGCAUGUUUUGCUUGGAGAGAAAUCACUCGUCACACGAAGCUCGUCUUUGCAGCCCGCUGACUCGGCAUCCACACAUCGGUUUAUGUUACAUUUUCCUGUAAACUCACCACAAAGCCAUAAACGACAGGGCAACAAGGGCGAAAGAAAAGAAAGGAGAGAACUGUCUUAUAAACUUAUAGAUGCAGCUGGGGAAUUUGGGGAAAACUGGUAGGAGCAUCCUGGUCACUUACUGGGUCGGAUAGCAUUUAAAAUCCUUCUUAAAAUCCUUUCAAAUAGGAAUUCUGUUUCUACUGCUACUGUAUGAAAAACUUCAUUUCAUUUCAGUUUAUUCUUUAGUCAAAGUCCAGCUGAAACUACAAAGUACACAUCUGCUCUUUAAAUGGCCUCCUGUUUUCAAUCAGAAACCAAAGGUAAACAUUUAUAUUUUGUACAUUUUGGUUUCGUCAUAGUUCUUCUCAGUUUGCAUUAGUUUGUUGAACUACAAUUGGGGUUCCAGUCUGUGGAGAUGGAGCACUUGUUUCCAUAUAGCCGGUAAAAAUGUUUCAACCAUUUGUUAAAGCACAAGACAAUACAGGAGCCUCAGGCUCUGAAAAUGAAGCUCCAUUCAGGACCGUCAGACAGACCUGGAGGGGCCCCAGUGAAAAGCUCAGGGAAGCAGCUGUAUGGUGCUCUUACAUGGAGGUGGGCAGACAAACACUGACAAAACCAACUAGUUUGCCCUCAUUUUUGAAGUCUUUUCUCUUAUUAUAAACAGAAAAUACAGUUUGAAAACACUCCUCAUGAAGUAUAAAUCAUAUUUGAGCUUGUCAGAAUAUGUUUUCUAGUGCAGGGAUGUCACACUUUGGUUUGUCGACUGCUGUUUUGAAGCCUCAAGUUUAGCAUCAAGCAACAAGUGACACACAGGUGAGAUUUACGCUUUUCUCAGAAGUGAAAAGACUUCAGGGAUGAAGAUUAACUGGUUGGUUUGACAAAUUUGCAUCCGGCUGACUUCCUCUUGUCUCCAUUAAAGAUCAGGGUGCAGCAUCUUCUCUGGGCUUUUCUGUGGUCCUGAUGUUUCAACACAUUGUCUCCUGUGGCUCACAAGCUACUGUGAUUUCAGUCGGACUUUAAACAUAAAAGUUGACAUCUUCCACUAUGAGCAGGAUGAGUCUUUAUUUGCCAGGUUAAUAAUUUCUCUGUUCCCUAACAGUGUAAAAUUGGAGUUAUGACAGUGUUAUUUUAACCAUCUGGUUUAUUAUUUGUACUUAAUUCACUUAAGGAUUUUAAAUUCUGUCCUGACCUGUUGGUCCAGUUUGUGUUUGUCAUACAACAUGUCUUCAGAUCUGCAACUUGUUUUUAUCUUCUUUUUUUUAUUUAUUUCAACACACUUUAUGCAUCUAAAUUGAGUGUGAAUGCCAGAUCAAUGCAAUCAUUUACAUGCAUGUUGGACACAACGAACAAAAAGAGUUAAAAGAGGUGAAUUUUGGUCGAGCGAAUCUUCCACGUGUAAAGUGACACAGUAACAGUCCUCAGCGGGAUGAACUGACACACUUUGUUACACACUUGACAAAACGUGCAGGGUACAGCUUACAGACAACAUCACAAAAUAUGUUAAUUGAACCAUUUUACACAGCAGAAAAACAUCCAGAUAUGUGCAAGUCAACAUGGUUAACAUCGAGACAGACUGAAGUUUCUGGGUCAGAUGUUCAGGUUUGAUGGUUUGGAUGAGCUGGUCGUUACCCUGCCUGUCUGUGUGUGUCUGUGCUGUUCUGUUCACAUCAACCUCAGUCUGUCGGCCGAGAUGAAAUGACGAAUAAAAUACCUUUUGGUUUAUCAUUAAUGUUUUUAUAGUCAGUGUUUUCUUUUCUCACUGGAAAUGAAUGUACGUCCCUAAUCCCCCCCCCCCCCCCCAAAAAAAAGUUGUGAUGCUGUUUAAAUUAAAACUGAAUUCAGUUCCUGAUAAAAAGGUUUUUCAAUGUCACGGCACUAUCAACCUGUUUACCUGUGAUAUGUUCCCUCAUAGGUGUUUUUGGAGCAUUUCCCAGUCGUUUGUUGCUCCUGUCCCAACUGGUUUGAAACAGGUUGCUGCCAUCAAAUUGAGAUUGACAACGUGCACAGCAUCCCAACUUUUUUAGAAUCGGGGUUGUUGAACUUUGUUGUUGAAAAUGUGCCAGUUUGGAUGCAGACUUGUGUUCGCUCCCGCUCUCUAGAAAUCACAGCUCGUAGAUUAUAAGAUAAACCUUUAUAGUAAACCAGGAAUAAGAUAAUAAGUCUUCUGUUGGCAGUAAGAGGGUGAGAUCUUUACUUUGAUAGAGGGAAACAAAGACAUUUCUCAGUCUGAUACCAUUCAGUCAUUCAUAGUUUCAGUCUUUGACAUUUUGCAUCUUGUACACCAAAACCACACAGUAGUAUGCAGUAAUAUGGAGUAUAAUUUAUGAGUAUUGUUGAGGGGGUUGUUCAGGAUUUAAUAUUGUUAAUGUUGAUGAUGAUGAUGAUGAUGAUGAUGUCCAUGGUAGCAAUGAACUGAGACUUAUGCAACUUCUUCUUUGCACUAGGGACGCUAGCCUGUGGCAGAGUCGAGGCCUGGUGGUCAGUGGUGUUUGGGAUCGAGCAGAGAAAAGAGUUAUCAGGUUAGCAAGAGGAGAGUUUUAUUUGAAACUGCUGAAGGUCGGCUGCAUAAAUGCAUAAAUAACUUUGGGUUACCAAACAGUCUGUCAGAUAAAAUAGGACAAUAUAAGACAUCAGCUUGAGCUCCAUGACAGUUUGAUUAGGAUUUUUUAACUUUCUUUUGACCAAACAAAUAAUCUCUGAAUCAAAAAAAUUUGACAGCUGUAAAUCCAUUUGUUGAUGUUGCCCUGUCAUCCAUCAAAUUAGCUGCUGCUUGUGUUUAAAUUGAGCGUUAGUUUAAAUGUUUCUGAGGACGAUCAGGACCACUAACACACUAAUGAGAACUUCUUCAGGCGAAGUCCGAGCUCAAACUCGGAGAAUGCCGUGUACAAAAAAAUCAAUUAUCCUAUGAAGCAUUUUUAGAAUAAUCUCACUCUUCACUGAUGACAUUAAGUUUUAGGUGGUGCAUGUGGACUCUAUCUUCAGUUUACUACAUUACUACAUUUCUGUUAAUCUCUUCCCAUUUGCAACAAUCUUGACUGUCAAAAUCUGCAGCUUUGCAUAAGUGUAAUUUAAAAAACAUCAGGAUUAGUUCAACAUUUGACUUAAUAAUUUUAUGCAUUUGGCAUCAUCUUUUUUUUCUUUAACAAACACAAAACAGGACCAGAAAGUCUGAACAAAUCUACUAUUUGUUUUACUGUACUGAAGCUCCAGAUCACUUAACAUCAGUACAUCAGUUUUCACUUGAACUGCAGUAAACAAACCCACUCCACGUGUUCUCAAUUCAGAUUUAAACAACCUAUUGUCAAACUUCCACCAGUCAGAGAUAAUCCAGUGCUGACGAGUGAAUACAGAACAUUCACUGCAGUAGUUUCUCUCCUCUGAGGACCCCAGAGCACCACCGUCUACCUGCCCUCAGCCUGUCUGUCUCUCUGUAUGCCUGCCUAAAGCAACCUGAUGUACAAAUGUAUUUGCUCUGAAGUAUUUUCUGUAAAAAAAAAAACAAAAAAAACAAAGACGUGUAUCCAUGGUGACACUGGGAAAACUCCCCCUUUGUCUUCAUGUUUAACUUUGUAGAGUCUGUGUUGAAAUGAGGUUUGUACCAUAAGCCCGGUUGAAUCCACACCUCCUCCAUGCAAACACAUCAGGACAAAGAGGUUGCAUGAAUGAUAUAGUCUCUAUUAUGGUACUGCUGUGCAUGUCUUGAGUCCCAUUCCUCCACUAUGCAAUCACUGUAACAUACCAACACAAACUACCAACAUUGAAAAGGGUGAAUGAGUGAACCAACAAUGUAUAAAAUGAUCAGAACCACUGGCUCUGUACAGUUGUUUCUUUGACUUGAUAAAUACAAAUUGUGAUAUUAAA
Molecule: messenger RNA, 14681 nt
Organism: Acanthopagrus latus (yellowfin seabream)
Lineage: Eukaryota; Metazoa; Chordata; Actinopteri; Spariformes; Sparidae
Product: spectrin beta chain, non-erythrocytic 4-like
Exons: 44
Coding region: 558-8666 (2702 amino acids)
Biological process (GO): actin cytoskeleton organization
Cellular component (GO): plasma membrane; cell junction; cortical actin cytoskeleton
Molecular function (GO): phospholipid binding; structural constituent of cytoskeleton; actin filament binding
Source: RefSeq, a predicted model, not a curated record